AUGGUUUGUGGUGGUGACAAAUCAAAGCGAAUUGAGUUCCUCGAACCAAGCGAGAAUGGUUUUACUUCAACUGCUCUUCCCGGAAGCUUACCAUCUACCAAUCUUAAUGGUCUUCUGGUUGAAAAUCGAAUCAUCACUUUUGGCCGUGAUGUACACGAAACUUCAUUACAACGCCCAUGGACGUCAACUGUAUUGAUUAAAGGAGACAUAUAUUGCAACCGCGGUUCGUGUGCUCUCGAACGUAUUGGCAGCGACAUCUUUGUUAUCGGGUAUAGUAGAGAUCGAGUUGAAAGAUAUGACACAGCCAACAAACAGCUAAGAACCCUCACUUCUUUGCCAUAUAGAGUGUCAAACAUGGCCACUGUCACGUAUAAAGAUAACAUAAUCAUCCUAGGUGGAGUAGGUGGUAAAAGCUUCCAUCCAUUAAAUGAUGUGGUGAUGUUCAACAUUUGCAAUCUGGAAUGCAAGCGUUUACCAUCCAUGCUACAAAAGAGAAGUGGCUGUGCAGCUGUGAUCAUGGGCGAUGUGGUCGUGGUUAUGGGGGGUGAAUCGAAAGAUGCCGAAGGACAAACCAUAAGUCUUAAAACAGCAGAAUAUUUUGUGAUUGGUGAAAGUAAAUGGCACGAAUUGCCAGCAAUGAAUCAAGCUAGAGUAUACCCUGCUGUUUGUGUUUAUCCAUAA
Paramuricea clavata is the source of this 681-nucleotide messenger RNA. The record is from the annotation of a GenBank genome assembly. Lineage: Eukaryota; Metazoa; Cnidaria; Anthozoa; Malacalcyonacea; Plexauridae.